CCACUGCGACCACCUCUUGACGGCACGGAAUUCUCGAAUUCUUCAACCCGAGCAACAUCAUGACAGACCUCCCGCCCAUUGACAUGGCAAUCGCCUGCCCAAAGCCUCGUUUCGCCGGGGACGUCGAGCCUGUUCGCAUGUCACGCAUGGCGUUGCAGCACCUGGCGCGCCACGACGGUAGCCACGACUACCCUUACUCCUGGGGCUACACCAUCUUCCGCACCAUCUACGCACCGGGCUCCGACGAGGCCGUCACGAGGGCCGUCGAGCGCCUGGCCGUUUACGCAAAGAACUUUACCCAAAAUGAGCACGCCCGUCCGAGGGUGGGCGCGGGUGCGUUCGACACCCGCCCGAACGAGGAGCUCUGGAGCCGCUACCGCUGCGAGGUGGUACAGGACGAGACCCUUGCCGACGCGAGCGAGAGCGAAGUCGGGGAGCGGUUCGAUGCCUGGAUUAGGGAACACCGCCGUCCCGUUGUCACCGGCACGCGCCCUGAGCCGAAUGCCAGGUUUCUCUUCUGCUUGAUGCUCGAUGAGGAGAGCCUCGAGAACAUCCUCGCGCUUCCGGAGGAUCCCCGCGCCCCAGCCAACUACGGUGCCUCUGACGAGAACGAGGGUGAGAGCUGGGUCAAGGUCAUCUCGGACAGGAUGAGGUCGGAAGAGGAGGGAGGCGGCGGCAGGUGGUGGCUGCGAGUGGGCAUUACGGACUACCUUUGGCCCAUGUGGUUCUUCCCCUUUGACCCGGACGCCAUGCUCGAGGAGAUGGGUUGGAUGGAUGCAGAGGACGGAGUUCAAAACCUCUGGGGCAGGCCUGAGGAAUGGUUCAAUGAGAUGAUGGCAGCUCGUUCCGGAUGAUGGAUGAUGAUGUGCUUGCUAUAUACAUGGACUUUCUCCACAAGACACAGCCCCCCCAACCACAAUCACGUAUUCUAGGUAUCCAAAUCAUCUCUAC
Molecule: messenger RNA, 951 nt
Organism: Ilyonectria robusta
Lineage: Eukaryota; Fungi; Ascomycota; Sordariomycetes; Hypocreales; Nectriaceae
Exons: 1
Coding region: 60-854 (264 amino acids)
Source: RefSeq, a predicted model, not a curated record